AUGCUAUUUUCAUUGAACCCUUUUAAUUUUUAUUUUCCCGACGCUUUCCUUGGACCUCUCCCGCUUAGGAUUUCUAGCGUCAUCGAAAAAAGGAGCACUAUGAAGCGAGCCGACCUGCUUCGUCUCUUCGACUUCUUCAAUCGUCUCACGACCUGGAGUCAGCGGUUGAUUGAAGCGAACAUCGAGCUCUGUGUCUUCUGCCGCAAUAACAACGAAACCUUCGACGUCUACACGAGCCACAAGGUGAGUCCGUCGAGUGCACUCGGGCCACUGGUUGUUUUGACCGACUGUAUGGGCUGGUGUUGUCCUGGAGACGCUCAGAAGUGCCACCAACACUUUAUGGUUGAGCUUACUUCCACUUCGAGUGAAAGUGUUUGGUGA
Molecule: messenger RNA, 381 nt
Organism: Protopolystoma xenopodis
Lineage: Eukaryota; Metazoa; Platyhelminthes; Monogenea; Polystomatidea; Polystomatidae
Source: the annotation of a GenBank genome assembly